This is a messenger RNA of Vitis vinifera (wine grape), 1717 nucleotides long. RefSeq names its product disease resistance protein RPP2B-like. Bases 316 to 1635 code for a protein of 439 amino acids. The record is from RefSeq and is a predicted model, not a curated record. The transcript has 2 exons. Lineage: Eukaryota; Viridiplantae; Streptophyta; Magnoliopsida; Vitales; Vitaceae. Gene Ontology annotation, molecular function: protein binding.
AGAAGGUUGCAAGAACCUCAAUAGUUUCUUGAGCAGCAUCCAUAUGGAGUCUCUUCAAAAUCUUAAUCUCUCUGGCUGCUCAAAACUGAAGAAAUUUCCAGAGGUGCAGGGAGCCAUGGAUAAUUUAUCAGAGCUUUCUUUAAAAGGGACUGCUAUAAAAGGAUUGCCAUUGUCCAUUGAAUAUCUCAAUGGACUUGCUUUAUUAAAUCUGGGAGAGUGCAAAAGCCUUGAUUCAUUUUUAAGUUGAAGUCCCUGAAAACUCUUAUUCUUUCAAACUGCUCCAGACUGAAGAAGCUUCCAGAGAUAGGGGAAAAUAUGGAGAGUUUGAAAGAGCUUUUUCUAGAUGACACUGGUCUAAGAGAGCUACCUUCAUCAAUCGAGCAUCUAAAUGGGCUUGUUUUGUUGAAGCUGAAAAAUUGUAAAAAACUUGCAAGUCUUCCGGAAAGCAUUUGUAAGCUGACGUCUCUUCAGACUCUUACUCUCUCUGGUUGUUCAGAACUGAAGAAAUUGCCAGAUGACAUGGGGAGCCUACAAUGUUUAGUAAAGCUCAAAGCAAAUGGAACUGGUAUACAAGAGGUACCCACCUCUAUUACUCUUUUGACAAAGCUUGAAGUAUUAUCAUUAGCAGGAUGCAAGGGAGGGGAAUCUAAGUCAAGGAAUCUGGCUUUAUCUUUGCGCGCAUCACCAACAGAUGGAUUGCGUCUGUCUUUUUUGCCUGUUCUAUGCCCCUUGAAAAAGUUGAAUUUAAGUGACUGCAACCUAUUGGAAGGAGCCCUACCCAGUGAUCUUAGCUCCUUAUCUUGGUUGGAAUGUUUAGAUCUGAGUAGAAACAAUUUCAUCACCGUGCCUACUAGCCUGAGUCGACUUCCUCACCUCAGAAGGCUCAUAGUGGAACACUGCAAGAAUCUUCAAUCAUUGCCAGAGCUUCCAUCAAGUAUUAAAGUAUUAUUGGCCAAUGAUUGCACAUCCCUGGAAACUUUUUCAUAUCCAUCAAGUGCAUAUGCAUUGAGGAAGUUCGGAGAUUUCAACUUCGAAUUUUCUAAUUGCUUCCGACUAGUGGGGAAUGAGCAGAGUGACACUGUGGAAGCUAUCCUACAGGAAAUUCGGCUUGUUGCAUCGAUACAGAAAUCCAUGGCUCCAAGUGAGCAUUCUGCCAGGUAUGGUGAAAGUCGGUAUGACGCUGUUGUUCCUGGGAGUAGCAUUCCAGAGUGGUUCACCGAUCAGAGCCUGGGGUGUUCAGUAACUGUAGAGCCGCCUCCACAUUGGUGUAAUACCAGGUUGAUGGGAUUGGCUGUUUGUGUUGUUUUCCACCCAAACAUCGGCAUGGGUAAGUUCGGCCGUUCCGCAUAUUUUAGUAUGAACGAAUCUGGAGGCUUCUCUCUCCACAACACGGCUUCCAUGCAUUUUUCAAAAGUUGACCACAUCUGGUUUGGGUAUCGACCCCUUUAUGGAGGGGUUUUCAGCCCGAGCAUCGAUCACCUGAAGGUUUCCUUUGCUGGAUCCAAUCGUGCCGGCGAAGUGGUGAAAAAGUGUGGGGUUCGUCUGGUAUUUGAGCAAGAUGAACCAUGUGGCCGGGAGGAGGAGAUGAACCAUGUAAGCUUCAGGAAAUCUGGUCUUAAUUUUUUCAUUCCUUAAUUUAUUAAAAUAAACAUAUUAAAGCACCACGCCCCUAUUCCUACUCUCUUUAUUCUAUUAGUUUCUACUUUCGUUCUCACUU